AUGUACCCCGUCUUGAGGUACCAAGUGAUGGACGCCUGUGAACUCAGCCAGUGCGACGGCGAAACCUUCGGAGGCGUUGUCGACAAGGGGACGAUCGACGCCGUGCUGUCCGGAGGGUUGGAGCGCGCUCGCCGCAUCUGCCAGGAGGUGAUGCGUGUACUGGAGCCCGGCGGCAAGUUCUUCGUCAUCAGCAACACGCCGGGGGAGAAGCUGCUGGCUCCUCUCCUGGCUAUGUGCGGCCCCGGGUCGACCGCGGACCAGCCGCUCGCCGUCCCUGUCCAGGGGUGGAAGGGGGGCUCCGACGGCACGAACGAUCGCGUGUACGCGUACACCGUCCUCAAGAGGGGCGGCAGCGGUGCAGCUUCUCCGCGGCAGGCGAAGAACUACGCAGGGAACGGGGCCGCCGCCGGCGCGGUCGAGGAGGGGCCGGCGAGUGCAACCGGCCGUGGUGGUGGUCGGAGAGCGCCCUCGUCCGCGAGCGACACGGGCGUCGUUCCUUCGCCCGAGGAGCGUGGGCAAAAAAAGCCUUCUAGUGAAGGCUUGGGGGAACUACACGAGCUUCCCUCCAGAGAACUCCUGGGGACAAUGGACGACAUCCUCACCAAAGAAGUCAAAAGCUUGGCGCAAUUAGAAGACCUCCUCGCCAGAGACAAAUGCUUGGGGAAAAGUAGAGACCUCCUCUCCGAGAAGAGGCCGCCUACUCCAAAGAAAUUGGAGUCAGGCGAUGAGAUAUUUUCCAGCCUCUUGGAACGCAAAGCGGCGACGCGGCCGCCUGAAGCAACGCCGCUACCCGAAGCGACGCGGCCACCCAAACCCGCCCUACCCUGGGGUUCGCGGGAGAGCUUUUCGGAAGACAGUGUCUCCGCCACGUAUGAGCUCAAGCUCGACAAGGAUGUCUCGCCGUCUACGCUGCCCGUAUCGAUGGACGCGACGCGAGUCAAGGCCUGCUACCAGCCGCCACCCGGCGGGGGGGACCCCGAGGUGCUGCUGGACCGGGAGUUUCACGGGUACGUGACCGGCGAAUCCACUUGGUGCAUCGAAGACAAGAGAGUGCUUGUUCUGAGCCUCUGCAAGCGGACCCAAGAUUUUUGGAAACGCCCUUUCAAGCAGGACGAGUCGGAACCACAGGCCGCCACUACGCGGAGUCUAGUAGACGACACGAGCAAGACCCACGAGCCUCCGGCGGUCGGCGAUGCGCCGGAGCUGAAGAAGUCCCCCGCGGCCGCCGGCUUGGGGCCGUCAAAGCCGGUGCCGACUCCUCCAACAGUGCCGAGGGAGCACGUGCGAUCGCCCAAAGUUGGCGGUGUUGCCAGCUACCACAACGUCAAGGCCCCGGAGCGCUUCCUCCUCGAAGACCACAUCGGGAUCAAGAAGCUCCAGCUGUACCUCUCCAAGCCGCCAGGGUUCGAAGUCACCAAGUUCCAAGUCUCCCGCGUGGGGGCGGAGCUCUGCGAGGUGCGCUUUGCGUGCCGCGACGCGGCCGGCAGAGACCUCCCCGACGCGCAGUUCCUCCAGCGCGCGGACGUCGGCAGGGAAGACUUCGACGGCGACCGGGCGUCGUGCUCCGCCGAAGCGACGGAGAGCAUGUGCGUCGUGGGAGUGCCUUACAGUGGUACCGCCAGCGGCCGCAGCGUGGAAGAAGAGGCUGAGAGCGACGGCCUAGACGACGAGGGCCUUCAGCGCGUCUCGUGCCUGAGGUGCCGGUUCUGCAAGCACCCAAUAACGCCGACCGGGAGGAUCCUGGCGGUCAGGGCGAUGCCCUCGGGCAGGUGGGACGAGUGCAUCGAGGACAUGAUCUGCUACGACGGGCCCCAGGCGGUGCCGAUGCUCGCGAGGGACGUGAACUUCGCUCGCCCCGGGCGCUGCCUGAUGGCGCAGGCGGAGGUGCUGCUGCACCCGCGGGACGUGAUCCGAGGCGCUCUGACCGUUGCCGACGCCCGAGGAGGGGCGGUCAGCAUGAUGCCGGAGGAAGAUGACCUGGAGUGGCGGGGUGUCGAUUGCGCGCGGUGCGAUCUGCCGCUCGGGCGACCCGCUACCUCGCCAAUCGGGCACAACAGCUCGCAAGAGAGCGUCGGCCUCCUUCUCUUGAAGCACUGCCUGCUGGGGGAUGACGACGACGGCGGCGGCGGCAUGGGAGGCGGUGGAGGUGGACAAUGCGGUGCAUCCGACGCGAAAGGCGGAGGAGAGGAACAAGAAGCGGCAAUGGACAACCGCAGCGGUACCGGCAGCGCCACUGAAGGAGGAUUGGCGCGAGGACCACCGGAGGCGACGGCGGGCUCUCCGGAAAAAAAAUCUCCUCGAGUGUUUGAGAACCGGACGGCGAUCAAGUGGCUUCAGCGGGAGAUGGCUCACUACAACGAGAGGGACGGCUGCGCCCGCUUCAUCUUGUCGGCGAAAGGUCGCUCCCCCGCGGCCCCCGGCGGCUCCCUAAGCCUCCUGCUGGUGAAGAUGAACAGCCUGGUGUCGGUGGACGGCGGCAGCAAGCCCGGCCGGGCUCACCGGGUAGCGUUUCGCGAGGAAUCCCUCGAGGAGGCUGAGCGAGCGGACGAGGAGGAGCGGCGAGGGGCCGAGUCCGAGGCGUCGCCGCCGCGAGACCCGGCGGCUGCGGGCGGGGGCUCGGACAAGACGGCGGCGAAGGUGCCUGCACGCUUGCUGGAAGUCUCUUACGGCGAGUACGCGACGGUUAGGCAGAGACUUCUUGAAACGGCGUGGGCUGGUGCUCCUUGGCGCAAGCUGGACUCCCGCGGGUACAGCUACAGCUACCUGUUUUGAGAGGAUGUUGGCGGGAGAAAGUCGUCGUCCGAGGAAAGUGUAGACUGCAGCGAUACUACUACUGUGGUAGUUUCGCAGUUGACAUCUUUUCGGUUGUAUUGUGAGAAAUGUAAAUUAAUGUGUACCUGGCAGCAAGCGUGAGGACAACCUCAUCAGGCAGUAAUGAGUGCUUCGUGGGGUACAUUCGCGGUGAUACGUACGUAUGUGUCGUUUGUUAAAUUGUGAAACGUGAUCGGUGUCUGUGUCCUAUCUUCGUUUGAGAUACAGGUGUUGCUCUGCGUUGGCCUCUAGAGUGCUUCCGAUUGGUCUUCAAUCGGUUUCUGAUCAGAAAUAGUUGCAUGACAGGGUAGUAUCUCGUUUCAGAACGAAAAAAGAAGUAGUCUAAUCUGCGUGCCGUCUUUUGUUGCCCUCGCAACGGAAGCCGACGUUUCUGGUCGGUUUGUCCUUGUGAAAACACACGUUCGAUGGGUCUCCGAUGUUGCGCAUCGUGUCUUCAAAAGUAACAAGGUAUCGCACUGCAAGGGAAAAUACUGGCGGCAGGACUCUUGUCUGUGCAAGUCCUUGGUACUUCGAUGUCAAGACGUCAAGAACGAUGGUCACCAAGACUACAGCUGUUGUGUUGUGCAAUGUUGGUGGGACGGGUCGAAAACGACGACGGAAGAAAAUAAGACACGGAAUCUUCGUUACAUUUUCCGGGCAAACUACACGGCCCCACAGCAGCAGCCAAUCAGGCCCUGACCUGUUUUGCAUGCUUAUGUUUGUGCAUAACUGGACUUUUCGUGCAUAAGCAAAAGCAUAAGUUGGAGCGCGCAUAUAUACAUUUUUUAAUGCAUAAAAGUGUGCAUAACAGGGGUUGUCGUGCAUAGCGGUGAUUAUGCACGAGUGAGAUGGGGGUAAGGGGUGGCUCAGACGCUCAGACAGCUCAUUGUAACCAAAACAGAGCCUUUUUAUCCCCUCCAAACCCUCUUGGUCUUUUAACUCUUUAGUUUCAAGUUCACAGAUCAGACCACAAAUUGUAGAUCAUCUGGAGAUUGAUUGGAUAUUCGGUGUUAAUUGAAAACAUUCGUUGUUUAAACCAACCUCGAUGACUGUUGAUUCAAACUACUUGACUUUGUACAAGAAGAGAGGAGAGAAAAGACGUAAAGACCGAAGACUUGAGACCAAGACCACAGGAACACAGGACACACCGCACAUCACUGAUUCAGCCAUCCUCUGCCUUCAUGGAGCGAGCAUUUUCUAUUCUGCGUGCAUGUAUGGACCACAGGCAGGAGUCGAGCUUCAGCGAUCGCAUUGUCGCAGCUGCCCUUCUCAAUCAAGUACAAAAGAGGGCGCGGAGAGUAAUAGUACGGGAGUACGCGACUACGCUGUUCUGCCCGUGGUGUGUGUUUGUGGUGUCUUGGAUAUGAGUCCGAUACAUCGUAUUCGAGGCUCUUUCUUAUUUGUUGCUGUUAUUUUUCUGUUUCGUUUGGUACUGCAUUUUCAGUUGAAUUCUACGGAAGGAAGUCAUAAGUGUCUGUGCGUAUUUUUGUUCCUGUUGGAAUUGAGUGUGUGGCAUGGCUUUGUCUUGAAUUUUUUUCUUGACGUUUGUGCGGUUUGUUGCAGGAAACACGGCAACCCUGCUGUUUGGUUCAGUGGCCAUUACGUGGUAUGCCAGCGGUGUUCCAUUUUACAGCAAUAAUAGCCUAGUAGCCCGCACUGCUAUGACUGUUGAUUGUUUUUAAUUGAAUUUCAUUGCUAUUUUUCGUUGCAUCGACAAUUAAUUACUGGGGGGGGGUGGAAUGUGUCCAUGAUUUUAGAGGCACUGACAGCAGCAAUUGAUUUGGUGUUCUGAUGGGUUUGACACUGCUACAACAGCAGGGAGGGGCUGUUGGGGGCGCAUUUAUUAUUGCUUGAAGUAUUUUACCGCGAUUGAUUCCAGAAUUAAAUAUAUCUACUCUG
Messenger RNA from Ectocarpus sp. CCAP 1310/34, 4710 nucleotides. Lineage: Eukaryota; Phaeophyceae; Ectocarpales; Ectocarpaceae. The record is from the annotation of a GenBank genome assembly.